Molecule: messenger RNA, 681 nt
Organism: Culicoides brevitarsis
Lineage: Eukaryota; Metazoa; Arthropoda; Insecta; Diptera; Ceratopogonidae
Product: small ribosomal subunit protein uS12m
Exons: 2
Coding region: 160-630 (156 amino acids)
Biological process (GO): translation
Cellular component (GO): small ribosomal subunit; ribosome
Molecular function (GO): structural constituent of ribosome
Source: RefSeq, a predicted model, not a curated record
AUUCCUGUGAGGGCGCUUAUUAAGACAAAAAAUAAUAAUCACACAUUUUUUCACCGAUUUUCAAAUGGAAAUUUAAGAGUUUUCCGAACGUAAUUUCGGUGAAAACUCGAUAAAUUUCCUUCAACUCAUCCUCGUGCAACAGAAACAGCUGUUGGCAACAUGAACUUCCUUCGGCAAACUAUGGGUUUCGUAACCCGAAAUAUUUCUCGUUUGGCAACAACUCCGACCAGCUCUGCUUUGGAAGUCUUCAAACCUUCUUCAGCUCAACUUUCCUUGACAAAUUUGGUGAUGCGAUCAAUGUCCACAUUGAGUCAGAUGCACCGUUCAGGGCCACAUUUCAAGAAACGAAUCAAGAAAAGGCCUCUCGAUGGAAAACCCUUUGCCAAAGGAGUUGUGCUGAAAACGCUUGUAAAGAAGCCUAAAAAGCCCAAUUCCGCUAAUCGUAAAUGCGUGUUGGUGCGCUUGACUACGGGAAAAGAGAUGGUUGCCUACGUUCCCGGCGAGGGACACAAUUUGCAAGAACACAACAUCGUUCUCGUUCGUUGUGGACGUCUUCAGGAUGUGCCCGGUGUCAAACUGAAAUGCGUUCGAGGCAAAUACGAUUUAGGUCAUGUCAUUAAGACAAAAUAGAUUUAUCAAAAUUAGUAGUAAAUUGGAAUAAAAUUCACUUUUUAACAUUUA